Racocetra persica is the source of this 159-nucleotide messenger RNA. The record is from the annotation of a GenBank genome assembly. Lineage: Eukaryota; Fungi; Glomeromycota; Glomeromycetes; Diversisporales; Gigasporaceae.
ACGGUAAAGAGUCGAAGAUUUUUGGAAGUAAAACAGAUUAUAAGGUCAAUUGUGGUCCUAUAGGUUAUAAUAACGAUUUCAAAUUAGUAGGAAUUCAAAUGGCUGUAUCAAAUUCUAAUCUUUAUGUCGGUCAUAUUUCUUUUACAUUUGAGCAUAUGU